AUAGUUGAAUAUUUUUUCAUAAGAAAGAAUGGUUGAAAAUUUUACAAUUUUUGUAUACUAUUUCAAUAAUGCCAACCUAAUAUUGUGACGCUGGGACCCAGUUGGAUAUGACAAUACAAAGCAAUGCUGUCUUGAGUUACACACAAAGUAAUAAUAAUCUCUCUCCCUACCAAAACGUUUAGAGUUUCCUUUCGUCGUUCAAGUCCCUUUUCUGAAUGCCAAACCAUAACCAUAACCAUGGCUGCCCGAGUGGUUGGUGGAGCUUUCCUUUCUGGUUCUCUUCAGGUUCUGUUUGACAAGACAGCUCGUCGAGAGGUUGUUGACUUUGUAUGGGGGAAGAAACUUGAUAACAGGCUGCUCGAGAAGUUGAAGUUCAUGUUAUUGUCAGUGGAGUUCUGAAUGAUGUUUAGAAGAAGCAACUCACUGACUCAAAUGUGAGGACAUGGCUUGAUGAGCUCAAAACACGCAGUCCACAAUGCAGUGGACUUGGUGUACAAGAUCGACACCAAAGCUUUGCGAUGCUAGAUUGAACAUCAAUCUGGAAGCAGCAAAUUUGAGGUACUCAACUUCUAAUCUAGAUUCACUGUUAAGAAAUUUGAAAGAAGGACAGCUGAGAUCCUUGGCACACUAAAAUUUAUUGUGGAACAAAAAGUUUACCUUGGUUUGAAAUAAGGUGUUGAAAAUACAUCUUCACCACCUAGACCAGUACUUACAACCUUCGGAAGAAGAAUCUGGUAUUUUUGGUCGGGAUGCUGACGGGGAGGCUAUCAUUGAGUUAUUGUUCCUCGAUGAUAAUCUAGGUGGUAACUAGAUAUCUGUAAUUCCCAUUGUCCGCAUGGGUGGGAUUGGAAAGACCACCCUUGCUCAGCUCAAUUACAGUGAUUCUGAAUGAAGAACUUUGACAUCAUAGCAUGGAUUACAGUAUCCGAUCACUUUGAUGUUUUCAGUUUAACAAAAUCAAAUUUUGAAACAGUGUAAAAUCAAAUUUUGAAACAGUCACUUUACAACCAUGCUUUGUUGAUUGGUAGAGCAACUUGGAUGAAUAUUGCUGAGGCUGCAGAACGUACCCGCACAACCAUGCAAUUUCUCAUUGUCUAACAAAUAUAUAUAUAUAUAUAUAUAUAUUUUUUUUUGGUCCUCAUAGUUUCUUUAUAUGCUUGGCAUUGCCAAUCUCUAAAUGCUAUUCAAGUUACAUUAAAUAUGCAGUGGUUAAUUACUUUAUUAAGAUUAUGUUUGGGUUUAUUAUAUGACCUAAGCUUGUGGUUUAGCAUAGGAAGGUGAGUUAAUAGACCACUGGUAAGGUAAAAUUGCAGUUGGAGUCUUUUUGAGUUCGAUAUUGGGAUACUGUAUAAACGAGUGUACAACAUACCUUCUGAAAGUUUCUUAGUGCCUUGUAAUUCUGGAAUAAUUCUUAGUAUACCCUUAGCUCAACAAGGUCAAAGCUAGCUAGUUUACAUAAACAGGAUGGAAAAUAUAUAGAUAUAUAUAUAUAUAUAUAUAUAUAUAUCUUUGUUGUUAGUUUACUUAACCAACAAGCAUGUAUUGUUUCAGUUGUCAGACAUCUUUUAUUCGGUGCCCUCAAAAUUAAACCUCAAAAACUUUAAUUCAGCCCAAAAAAUAAUUAAAAAAAGAAGCAUCUAGGUGGCGUUGACUUGGAAGGAAAAAUUCACCUUAUUUAUAUAUUUCGGCUUCUUGUGCUGAAAGCAUGCGCACAUGAAAGAGAUUAAAAAAUAAAUAAUAAGUUUCUCAAUACCCAGAAGGCAUUGACAAAGAUACAAACCAUCUUCCAUCUUCCUCUGACUUUGCAUUUCAAACAUAACCAAAACUCUCUCUUUUUUCAGCUACAAACAGCUUUCCUUCAUCUUUUCCAAACUCUCCCUUUUCCCAAAUUACGAACAAUGGCUGCUGAACUGAUUGGUGGAGCUUUCCUCUCUGCUUCUCUUGAGCUGCUAUUUGAAAGGAUGGUUUCUCAGCAGGUCCUCAACUUCGUUCGUGGAAACAAACUGCUGGACGAUGGGCUUCUCAAAUUGAAGAUGAUGCUAAUGUUGUCAGUUAACAAUGGAGUUCUGAAUGACGCUGAAAAGAAGCAGAUUACAGACCCAGCAGUGAGGAAAUGGCUUGGUGAGCUCAAAGAAGCAAUCUACAAUGCAGAGGACUUGGUGUUUAAUAUUAGCACCGAAUCUUUACGAUGCGAGAUUGAAGAUCAAUCUAAAAGCAUCAAAUUCCAGGUACUCAACUUCUUCUCAUCUACAUUUUCUGUUAAGAAACUAGAAAAUGAGAGAGUGGAGAGCCCUGUUAAGAAAAUGGAACAUAAGCUAGUGGAGAUCCUUGAUUUUCUUGAAUAUAUUGUGAAAAAAAAGGGUCAACUUGGUUUGAAAGAAGGAGUUGAAAAUAGAUCUUCACCUAGACUAGGAUUACUACCACCUUUGGAAGAACAAUCUGAUGGUAUUUUUGGUAGGGAGGCCGACAAAGAGGCUAUUGUUAGGUUACUGCUAUCAGAUGACGAUGUGGGUGGUAAUGGGAUUUGUGUAAUUCCCAUUGUUGGCAUUGGUGGGAUUGGCAAAACCACCCUUGCUCGGCUCGUUUACAAUGAUGUCAGAGUGAUUGAGAAUUUUGAUAUCAAAGCGUGGAUUACAGUGUCCAAUGAAUUUGAUGUUUUCACAAUUGCACAAGCAGUUUUGGGAGAAUUCACUGCAAAAUAUGAUAGCAUGUACCCAUGUAAACUUCAACAUAGAUUGAAGAAGGUUCUGGAAAGGAAAAAUUUUUUCUUUGUUCUUGAUGACGUUUGGAAUGAGGAUUGUGAUUUCUGGUAUUCACUGAAGAGCAUAUGUGAAUUUGCAGCAAAUGGAAGUAAGAUUCUAGUGACAACACGCAGUGAAAGUAUUGGAUCCAUGAUGGGUAAUGUUCCAAGUUAUUAUCUGCAAAGCAUAUCAGAUGAAGACGGUUGGACGUUGUUUGCAAGACAUGUCUACAAUAAUGUAGAGCCAAGUGGAUAUUCGGAUUUGGAAGCAAUUGGUAAGCAAAUUAUUGAGAAAUGUCAAGGUGUUCCUUUAUCAAUAAAACUACUUGGUGGUCUUUUACGUUCAGAGCUCAAUCUCGAGGAAUGGGAAAAAAUACUAAAACAUGACAUUUGGGAGUUGCUUGAUGAAAAGGAGCAUGGCAUUCCUCCAGCUCUAUGGUUGAGCUAUUAUUGUUUGCCUCCCCAUCUAAAACCAUGCUUUGCUUACUGCUCAGUUUUUCCCAAAGCUUAUGAAUUUAGAAAAGAAAAAGAAGCUUGCGGAUUUAAGAAAGAAGAUUUGAUUUUAUUGUGGAUGGCUGAAGGUCUUUUACAACCCCAGAAAAAUAAAGUGCUUGAAGAAGUUGGGGAGGAGUACUUCAAUGAUCUGCUGUCAAGGUCAUUCUUUCAUCAGAGUAAAUGUAGUUUUACCAUGCACAAGCUUGUAACUGAUUUGGCUAGCUUUGUUUCUGGAGAAUUUAGUUUGAGGUUGGAUGACAACGACUCAAAAGUUCUUACUUGUAAAGCUCGUCAUUUGUCAUGUAUGGCAUAUAACCGUCGUAUCAAAGAAUUUGAGGCUUUCUAUGAAAAUAAGUUGUUGCGCAGUUUGCUAGUAGAAACAUGGUCAUACGGAAUAAUCGUGGCAGAACUUGAGAAAUUGCAAACAAUGCAAUGCUUACGAGUGCUCUGUAUCCGUAAAUUUUUAAUCUCAAAGUUGCCUGAUUCCAUUGGAAAUUUGAAGCUUCUAAGGUAUUUGGAUCUGUCUUUCAGUGAAAUCGAAGAAAUACCAGAAACAAUUGGCAGUUUGUACAACUUGCAGACACUAUUGUUGAGUGCUUGUGCACAUCUUCGAGGCUUGCCCGAUUCAAUUGGCAAUCUAAAGCAUCUGAGGUACUUGGACCUAUCUUAUAAUCUAUUUUGUUGGAUACCUGAAACAAUAUGCAACUUAUAUGAUUUGCGUGGACUGUCAUUGCGUGAGUGUAAAUGUCUUGUGUUUUUACCAACCAAUAUGGCAAGGCUGACCAACUUGCGUCACCUUGACCUUACACAUACACGUUUAAUCGAAAUGCCACCACAAAUGUCUAACUUGAAAUAUCUACAGAAGUUAGGCCAUUUUGUUGUUGGAAAAAAUCGUGGAUCUAAUCUUAAAGAGUUAGGUAAGCUUCAAGAUUUAUGUGGUGAUCUUUGGAUAACAAGUCUGCAGAAUGUUUUGGAUUUUGAUGAUGUCUCAGAGGCCAUUUUAAAGGAUAAAAAAUGGAUUACUGAGCUAGGUUUAAGGUGGGAAGAUGGUAAAGAUGAAUCAGAAAAAGCACGAGAGGUGCUUGACAAACUUCAACCUCACACAAAUCUAGAGGAACUAUCUAUUAUAAAUUACAAAGCUUGAUGUUCAAGGAUUUGAUAUGUUGGAGAAAAUAGGUUAUGAAUUUUAUUCUGAUGGUUCCUCUUCAAUCUUUAAACCAUUCAAGUCCUUAGAAACUUUAAAGUUCUCAGAUAUGCCACGGUGGAAUGAG
Messenger RNA from Ziziphus jujuba (common jujube), 4506 nucleotides. Its product is annotated as putative disease resistance RPP13-like protein 1. Lineage: Eukaryota; Viridiplantae; Streptophyta; Magnoliopsida; Rosales; Rhamnaceae. Gene Ontology annotation, biological process: defense response to other organism. The record is from RefSeq and is a predicted model, not a curated record. Gene Ontology annotation, molecular function: ADP binding; protein binding. Bases 1899 to 4379 code for a protein of 826 amino acids. The transcript is spliced from 2 exons.